AUGGAGUACUUGGAAGAUGGAGGGGAAAGGCAAUCUUUGGCCAGACAUACACUGCCCAGAAGUUCUUCCAUUUGUUCUCUACUCGAGGCUUCAGAGGCCAUAGAGCACGUCAGAGUGGGUUCUUUCUAUCAGAUCGACCACUCCAAGCUCACCCCUAAAACCCCAUAUCAGCUUAACUCGAUCCGGGUCGUCAUGGUGAGUGAGAAGACGGAGCUUAAUGUAGCAGUGAGGUACCCAAGCACUUACUCUCUUCGUACGCACUUCAGCGAUGGGAACUGUGGGAAACUGGAGGGGAAGAAGCUCCCUGCUCUGACCGAGAAAUACAUAAUGGAUUCAGACCUGGCUGGAGACGUGCUUUACCGAAGAAUACCACCCCAGGAAAUUGCAGAAAAGCAAAACUCGUGGAGCUUCUGGUUGGUGCCUUCUACGGUGGCUGAGAAAGACUCGGGCCCAGCCUUGAGGACUAGGCUCAGAAAUGCGGUUUCUAAAAACGGUUUGUGCUGGUCUGACCUCAAACUCACCGGGAUGGUCCAGUGGGGUAAGCGUAAGCAGGUCCGGUUUCUAGGCAAUCUCGGAGAGCAAAAUGUUGAAACCUUAUCGAGGAAGGCGAAAGAUGAAGAAGAAGAAGAAGAAGAAGAAGAAGAAGGGAAAGGAGAUGAGGAUGAGAUAGAAGAAAUUGAAGAAGGUCUAAAGGUAGAGUCGUCUAAGACAAGGAAGAAUCUUAAGAGAAACUGUCAUGGUUCAAGCAGAGCUCAAAAACCCAAAAGAGCAAAGCAUGAGAAGCAAUGCCAGAUCCAGGUUUACAAUCAGAGUAAGAAGAAAAAGCUCAAAGAAUCCAUUGAAAGAUGGUCUGUUGAGAGGUAUAAGUUGGCUGAGGAGAACAUGUUGAAGAUUUUGAAGGCAGAACGAGCUGUCUUUGGGAACCCUAUAUUAAGGCCAGCUCUGAGAACGGAGGCAAGGAAGCUCAUCGGCGAUACUGGUUUGUUAGACCAUUUGCUGAAGCAUAUGGCUGGAAAAGUGGCGCCCGGUGGGGCUGAGCGGUUCAGGCGGCGGCACAAUGCUGAAGGGGCCAUGGAGUAUUGGCUGGAGAGUGCUGAUCUAGUAAAUAUCAGAAAGGAAGCUGGGGUUCAGGACCCUUAUUGGACUCCACCACCUGGAUGGAAGCCUGGAGAUAGCCCCUCCCAGGAUCCCAUUUGUGCCAGAGAGCUAAGGGAUCUCAAGGAAGAAAUUGCCAAAAUACAAAAGGGUAUGCAGGAGCUAGAGACCAAGAAGCAAGAGGAGAAUCUAGCUAUUGUCCCUAUCCCAACCUCUUCUGUGACGACUCUGACAUGGGACCUUAAAGCUUCAUUGAUUCCAUUGAAGGAAAUGCAUAUUGAAUUGAUGAAUAGGAAAUCUAAGAUUGAAAAACAGCUGAUGGAAAUUUCACAAUCUUUGAGCGGAAUGGAGGAGUUAAUGGGGAUGCUGAAAUCAAGAAUGGAGGAACCAAUCAUGUCAGAAACAGAAGCACCACCGCCAUUAUUGAUAGGAUCGCCAACAACAACAUCCGACACUGAAAGAGAGAGAAAAGAUCAGGUGGAACAAAACAACAAAUCAGCAGUAGAAGUGACAGCAACAGAGGACAAGGCAGCAAAGAUAGAAAGGCUAAAGAGCGGGUUCAGGAUUUGCAAGCCACAGGGUACCUUCCUGUGGCCAAACAUGGCCACGUCCCCUCAGUCGUCGUCUGUGGUCCACCUUGAAGACCUCCUUGUAGUCCGGACCCCACCCUCAGCCUCUUCCGCCACCUCCGCUGCCCACCUCCUCCUUCCAUGUAAGCCCCACCACCCAACUUCACCUGUCAAACCAUUGGCUGAGAGGCUACCAGCUGUCAGCAAUAUUGCCGGCAUUCUUAACAGUCUCGCUACACCCGCCCCAUCUCCUCCUCCUCCUCCACCUGAGACCCCACAAACCACUUUCAAGGGCUGUGUCAUCAACCUCAAUGAACCCCCUCAGAUCCAACACAGCGACACAGCUGGCUUCUGUGGGAGUGGGACCAUCACCUACCAAAGACGCCACCAUAACAUUACCUCCGAUGCUUCAAUGCCAAGUUUGGCAAUGGGUAAGAAAGAUCAGGACGAGGAAACAGAAGCAAAGGACAUCAUGACAAGCAACUGUGAUGAGCAGCAGCAAACUCCUUGUGGAGGUUGCUCCUCUUCCACCUCCAACUCCUCGUGUUUUCCAUCAGGAGAAAGCUUGUGGUUGGCUCUGGCUACUUCCAACCCAUCAUCGUAUUUGAAAAAGUCUAAUCGGGGUUGA
Molecule: messenger RNA, 2292 nt
Organism: Corylus avellana
Lineage: Eukaryota; Viridiplantae; Streptophyta; Magnoliopsida; Fagales; Betulaceae
Gene: SWI1
Product: SWITCH1
Biological process (GO): meiotic cell cycle; reciprocal meiotic recombination; meiotic sister chromatid cohesion
Source: RefSeq, a predicted model, not a curated record